Messenger RNA from Nematolebias whitei (Rio pearlfish), 1020 nucleotides. It is a transcript of the gene dmtn, whose product is annotated as dematin actin binding protein. Gene Ontology annotation, molecular function: actin filament binding. Gene Ontology annotation, cellular component: plasma membrane; actin cytoskeleton. Gene Ontology annotation, biological process: lamellipodium assembly; cytoskeleton organization; actin filament bundle assembly. The record is from RefSeq and is a predicted model, not a curated record. NCBI's taxonomy places the organism in Eukaryota, Metazoa, Chordata, Actinopteri, Cyprinodontiformes, Rivulidae.
AUGCAGAAGGUGGAGGGACGUGUAACUCCAAUUAACCUGCCGUCCUCCAGGGGCCCGAGCACCCCCGGGUCUCCUGCUACUGGCAUCAUGGCCCGUUUGAAUGACCAGGUGGUGCCUUACAAAGAUCUGGCAGCGCUGCCCAGAGAUAAAGCCAUCCUGCAGGUGGAGAGGCCCGACCUGAUGACCUACCAGCCCCACCUCAGCUUCUCUUCGCUCGACCCGCCACGCAGAGAGCGCUCCCUGUCUCCUACCUCCUCAUCUCCCAACAUGUCUCCAGAGGUGAAAAGUCGCAGAGCGGAGAGUGACAGUGGCUCACCUGCAGGGUCCAUGCUGCAGCUGCAGGCUGGACGCAAGAUCAGCACGAGCCUGCAGCAUUUCCACCGACCAGACAACGGCACCAACAUCUACAGGAAGCCUCCCAUCUACAAACAUGAAACGAACAAACACGCAGAGGGCCGCGGGGUCAUUCAGUCUGCCAAGUUCCCCGCCGCUCAGCCUCCAGACCCCAACCAGCCCUCCAAAAUCGAGACAGAGUACUGGCCCUGCCCGCCAUCGCUGGCUGCCAUGGAGAUCGAGUGGAGGAAGAAGAAGCUGGAGGAGGAAGACGAGUUCGAGGAUCUAACAGAAGAAGCCAAGACGCUGCAGGAACAGGAACUGGAGAAGAUCAAGUCCAACCUGGGCCGUCUGAUUCUGAAGGAGGAGAAGGAAAAAGGCGUUCACUUCAGGAGGAAGACACAGUCUCUGCCCGACAGAACACACAUGCACGGCAGUUUGUCAGCAAGUGCCUCCAAGUCUCCUUCACGAUCCGGCCUGAGCAGAAUGCAGUCUGCAGAGUUUUCCACAGAUGGAGACAAAGGUCAACCAGCUGCUCAGAACGAAGAGUCUCGAAGAGAACGCAUGGACCGAGGAAACUCUCUGCCGAGCAUCUUAGAGCAGAAGAUCUAUCCAUAUGAAGCACUGAUCGUGACUCACAGGGGGCGCUGUAAGCUGCCUCCAGGGGUCGAUCGCACCCGGCUGGAG